CUGCUCUGCUGCUUCGGAGGCGGUUCCCUCCGCCGGGAUCCCUCCGCCGCUGGGAGCGAAGUGUGAAGCGAGCGAGGGGUUGAGCGAGGCGCAGGCGGCGGGAUGGAGGCCGUGCCCCGCAUGCCCAUGAUCUGGCUGGACCUCAAGGAGGCGGGCGACUUCGGCUUCCAUCAGGCCGUCAAGAAGUUUGUCCUGAAGAACUAUGGAGAGAAUCCAGAGAACUACAAUGAAGAGCUGAAGAAGCUGGAGCAGCUCAGGCAGAAUGCCGUGAAUGUGCCCAGGGACUUUGAAGGCUGCAGCAUUCUGCGCAAGUAUUUUGGGCAGCUGCACUACCUGCAGAGCCGCAUCCCUAUGGGAGCUGAGCAUGAGGCUGCUGUCCCCAUCACUUGGACUGAGAUCUUUUCUGGCAAAGCAGUUACUCAUGAGGACAUAAAGUAUGAGCAGGCCUGCAUCCUCUACAAUUUAGGUGCCUUACAUUCCAUGCUUGGAGCAAUGGACAAAAGAGUGUCGGAGGAGGGCAUGAAGGUCUCCUGCACCCAUUUCCAGUGUGCAGCAGGAGCAUUCACUUACCUUCGGGACCACUUCCCUCAUUCCUACAGUGUGGACAUGAGCCACCAAAUCCUUAACCUGAACAUCAACCUCAUGCUGGGCCAGGCCCAGGAGUGCCUCCUUGAAAAGUCAAUGCUAGAUAACCGAAAGAGCUUCCUUGUGGCCAGGAUCAGUGCUCAGGUGGUUGAUUACUAUAAAGAAGCAUGUCGGGCUUUGGAGAACUCCGAAACAGCCUCCUUGCUGGGCAAGAUCCAGAAGGACUGGAAGAAGCUGGUGCAGAUGAAGAUCUACUAUUUUGCUGCUGUGGCCCAUCUGCACAUGGGUAAGCAGGCCGAGGAGCAACAGAAGUAUGGCGAGAGGGUCAUCUACUUCCAGAGUGCCCUGGACAAGCUCAAUGAAGCCAUCAAACUGGCCAAGGGUCAGCCUGAAACUGUGCAGGAAGCCCUGAGGUUCACCAUGGACGUCAUUGGAGGGAAAUACAACUCUGCCAAAAAGGACAAUGACUUCAUUUACCAUGAAGCCGUCCCUGCUCUGGAUACCUUGCAGUCUGUGAAAGGUGCACCGCUGGUGAAGGCCCUUCCUGUCAAUCCCACAGAUCCAGCUGUGACAGGCCCUGAUAUUUUUGCCAAGCUAGUGCCAAUGGCUGCCCACGAAGCAUCAUCGCUCUACAGUGAGGAGAAAGCCAAGCUGCUGAGAGAAGUGAUGGCCAAGAUCGAUGCCAAGAACGAAGUCCUUGAGCAGUUCAUGGACUCUUUGCAACUAGACCCUGAGACUGUCGACAACUUGGAUAUGUACAACCACAUUCCGCCUGUCUUGAUGGAGAAAUGUGCUGCACUGAGCGUGCGCCCUGAAACUGUGAAAAACCUUGUUCAGUCCAUGCAGGUCCUUUCGGGAGUUUUUACAGACGUGGAAGCGUCUCUGCGGGAGAUCAAGGACCUUCUUGACGAAGAUGAAGUCCAGGAGCAGAAGCUGCGUGAGACGCUGGGCAAACCUCCCCUGCAGCAGGAGUCCCCACCCACCCCAUCUUCUGGACUGGCUGAGGUGGCAAAGGAGUGGGCCAAGUACAUGGAAGUGCACGAGAAGGCCAGCUUCACCAACACUGAACUGCACAAGGCGAUGAACCUCCACAUCAGCAACUUGCGGCUGCUCAGUGGGCCUUUGGAGCAAGUGAGGGCAGCAUUACCCACUCCAAGCCUGACUGAAGAGGACAAACAGGUGAUGCAGAACUUGAAACGGAUCCUGUCUAAGGUGCAGGAGAUGAAGGACCAGCGGAUCUCCUUGGAACAGCAGUUACGGGAGAUGAUCCAGAAGGACGACAUCACCACCUCCUUAGUGACAACGGACCGGUCAGAGAUGAAGAAACUCUUUGAAGAGCAGCUGAAGAAGUAUGACCAAAUCAAGGUCUAUCUGGAUCAGAACCUGGCUGCCCAGGAGAAUGUCCUCAAAGCCCUGACAGAUGCCAACGUCAAGUAUGCUGCAGUGCGCAAGAUCUUGGCUGAAGUGGAGCACAAAUGGAACACAACCUUGCAAACAUUGGUGGCAUCCUAUGAAGCUUAUGAAGACCUAAUGAAGAAGUCCCAGGAGGGAAAGGAUUUCUAUGCCGACUUGGAGAGUAAAGUGGCUAAACUCCUGGAGAAGACCCGGGCUGCCUGCAAAGCAGCCGAAAUAACCAGGCAGCAGGUCUUGGCAAAAGAAAUGAAGCUGCGGCCUCCACCCAGACCAACCACUCCAAAGCCAGCACUUCAAAAGAAGCCUUCUGAGCUGGAGGGAACUGAAAUGCCUGCCCUGGCUUCUCUCUCCCUAGCCGACUUGCCAGAAGAACUGAGGAGCCUGCCACCUGAGGUGCUGGCAGCCCAUCUGGCACAGCUGCCCUGCGAUGCCCUGGCAGCCCUUGGCCUGGACCCAGCUUUUGCUCGCACCAGCCUGCGAGGUCCGGGCCCUGAGGCCUUUGGGGCUGUGGGUGGAGUGGUGGCCACCCCUUUGCAGCCAGCCAGAGCAAGCCAACCCGGGGCUCCCUUCAGCCCAGGCCAUUUCGUGAAUGCUGGGCCCAUGCCUGGGCACUACCAGCCCACCAGAGUCCCUGCCAGCUCUGGACAGGGGCACUUCCCAGGGGUCCCACUACCCACUCCCCUGACUUCCCACCAGAUGCCACCUUCCAUACCUCGGACAGGCCUUCCUCCACUGAGCUCUGCUCCUUCCUCAGUGCCCAGCCCCCAGGUCUACCCAACCGGGCCCCUUGCUCAGGGACCCCCUUUGGCACCUGUGCAACCAGCAUAUCCCAGGCCCCCACUCCCUUCACAGCAAACAUCCCCUCAACACAUCCCCAUGUCUAUCUCUGCCCCAGGUGGGGGUUACAGCAUGGGACAGCCAGUCCCCAGCAAUGCAGUAGGGCCUGCUGGCCACCCUACACCUCUUACGGUUAGGCCCACGGUUCUGGCUUCCCACCAUUUCAGCACCCACAACUUCCCCUCACACACCCAGGUUGUGCGGCCAGCCACCACCACUGUGGACAGCAUCCAGGGCCCCAUCUCUAGCUGCACCGCCCCCAGGGGGGUAACCGGUCCAGUUCCUCAGUGGACUGGGCCCCCUCCUCCUCAGGGAGGUUUUGUGGGUCCCCAAGGGCCAUCCAUCCAGUUUCCUUACACCCAGGCCACUGGCCCACCCUUCAUGCCACCAGUUCUGGCUCCUUAUUCCACCGCUCAGCCCCAGCCCGGCUUCCCUCCUCACAGGCAUCUCCAGCCCACCCUAGACAGGCAGAUUCGGCCACGGGCUGUUGGGGGGCAAGUGCCCCCUCCGCAGUAUCCGCCCCAAUUCCUGCCUCAAGCCCAGGCCCCUCAGCAGACACUCUUCCAGGGCCCCUACCCACCCCAGGUCUCAGGCCAGCAGGCUGUGCUGAGCCAGGUCCCUGUUCAUCCUGCCAGCCAGGGGCAGCUACCCAGCCAGAUGGCACAACCUCAACACUACCAGCUGCCAGCCCCUGAUAAGAUGCCUCCCCGGGUUGUUCCUCCCCACUCAGGGGCACUAGGCUUCCCUACCCAAGUCCCCAGGGGGUCUAACAUCACAGUGGGCAUGAUGGGGCCUGGCCAGCCCUUGCCCCUCUGCCCAUCACAUGCUGCCAUACAACCCUUGCCUCCUGGCUCAGCUUCUCAAGGACCCUUUGGUUCUGUUCCCCCAGUUACCACCCAAAUCCCUCCUGGGGCCCCAGUGGGGCUGGUGGGGCCUCAGCCGCCCCCUCCAUCAAACCAGUCAGUUCCUCGCCAUGUCCCACCUGCCCCUAGCCCGGCUUUGGCUCAGAUGCCUGGUGGGGUGGUAGUUCAAGGGGCAGCCUUGCCCUCCCCUGCACCCUCCCCACAACCCCCUAUGGCCCUCCAGGCUCCCUCUGUGCCCUGCUCAGGCCCGCUCCCCCAGCUUCCGCCCUCCUCCUUGGGGCCCGGGGCUGCCUCCCUCCUGCAGGGACCCUCCGAGGUCCAGUUCCACCGUCAGAGCUCCUCCACCGACGACCUCUUGUCCUCCAGCCCCGAAAGCCAGCACGGGGGAGCUAAGACAGCGGUGGGCCAGCCCCUCCUGCAGCCCACCAAGGCCGACGCCAAAGACGGCCUGAAGCCCAAGGCGGUCCAGCUGAUCGAGAAUGACCCCUAUGAGAAGCCCGAGCGCCUCCGGAGGCUCCUCUCAGAGCUGGAGCGCUUCCAGGAAGUGGUGGCCUGCCUGGGGAGGCCCAGCCCCUCGGGGACCGGCAGCGAGCUGGACAGCCUUUGGAAGGCGCUGCAGGAUGCCCAAGAGAAAGAUGCCCGGCAGCUCUCCAUCGCCAUCGCCCGCUGCUAUUCAAUGAAGAACCGCCACCAGGACAUCAUGCCCUACGACAAAAACCGCAUCGUCCUGCAGUCAGGCAAGGACGAUUAUAUCAACGCCAGCAAGAUUGAGGACCUCUCCUCCUACUGUCCUACCAUCAUUGCCACCCAGGCCCCGCUGGUGGGCACUGCCUCAGACUUCUGGCUCAUGAUCUACGAGCAGAAGGUGUCGGUGGUGGUCAUGCUGGUGUCUGAGCAGGAAAUCGAGAAGCAAAAGGUGGUCCGCUACUUCCCCACAGAACGGGGCCAGCCCAUGGUCCACGGUCCCAUCACCCUGGUCCUGACCAGCCUGAAGAUCACCCCGACCCACACGGAGCGGAUGAUCAGCCUGCAGUUCCGUGAUCAGAGCCUGAAGCGGACCAUUAUCCACCUGCAGUUCUCCUCCUGGCCAGAGCUUGGUCUCCCUGACAGCAAAGGGGACCUGCUCCGUUUCAUCCAGGAGGUCCACAGCCACUACCUCCAUCAGCGCCCUCUGCACAUGCCCAUCGUUGUCCACUGCAGCUCCGGCGUGGGCCGCUCGGGGGCCUUCUGCCUCCUGUACGCAGCCAUGCAGGAGGUAGAAGCUGGCAACAGCAUCCCAGACUUGGCUCAGCUUGUGAAGAGGAUCCGCCAGCAGAGGAAGCACAUGCUUCAGGAGAAGCUUCACCUCAAGUUCUGCUAUGAGUCAGUCCUGAAGCAUGCCAAGCAGGUCCUCCAGAGACACGGGGUCCUCUCAGUCUCCGCUGGGAAGCCCUCCAGCAGCACCCUCACCUCCACCCAAAAGCUGUACGUCCACCAAGACCCCCAGGAUCUGGUCCUGGGGGGAGAUAUGCCCAUCAGCUCCAUCCAGGCCACCAUUGCCAAGCUCAGCAUCAGACCGCCCUCGGGAGGGGCAGAACCUCCAACCAACGGGCAGCAGCUGCUGGAGCCCCCACCUUUGACGGCCACAGCUAGCGUCAGUGUUGUCCCUGCGCCACCAGCUCCCCCGCCUCAGCUUGCUGUGCCUGAUCACCAGGUCCCUGGUGCUACAGAGCCACCUCCGCCCCUCUCUCCCCCCGCUGAGGCUGUGGGGGGCCCUUCCCCAGCAGAGAACAGCAACCAUGUGGAAGAGGAGAAGGAAGGGGAAGGGGACGAGAAGGACCAGCAGCUGGCACUCCCGGGCCCAGAGCCCCCCACCUCCACUGCUUUGGCCAUGGCUCCGUCCUCCUCCUCGCUGGAGCUCCUGGCCUCCCUGACCCCUGAGGCCUUCACCCUGGACAACUCCCUCAAGGGCAGGCACCGGAUGAAUAAGCAGAGCUUCCUCCAGCCCCAGAACGGGGAGGGCCUGCGAGGGGCCCGGCCCAGCGACGACCCCCUCAGCAUGCUUGACCCACUCUGGACCCUCAACAAGACCUGAGCACCGAGACAGAGGAAGGGGAAGGACACUGCUGCCAUUGGGGCUCAGCUGCUCCUAUGUCUCCAGGAGCCAAGAUGGCAGGAAGGGGCCGACCCUGGUUUGUAAACUGCAGCAUGCUGCUUUCCCUACUCUAGGAAGAGCAUCACUAGGAACUUCUUGCUGCUUGUGAAGGUGGGUCUCUUUCACCCCCUGCAGCUCUGCUGCCCAAGGACAGGGUUUCCCCAAAGACUGUGAGAAUGGAGGAUUUCCAAGUGAGCUCUUUCAUGUUACUUUCUCUUCUGCCUCCUCCAUUCCUUCAGCUGGGUGCUGGACAGUCCUCCUGCUGUGGUUGGAGUGUAGGUCCCAGUAUCCCUUCCCAUUGGCCCCAUUGGCAGUGGCAGUCCAAAACAUAAUUCCUAUCAGGAGAUCUGCGUGAUCCAGAUCUGGCCCACAUGGAGGACAUGGAAGGAAGGGCACAGGGGAUGUUGGCUGUCCCCCAUAGCUGGGGAAAUCUGUGCUGGUUGGUUUUAUCAGGCAGUUUGCUCCAGGGAUACCCUGUUUGGGCUCAACAUUGAGUCCCCCCCACUCACCCAGGGGCCCAAGUAAGUCACCUGCACAUGGAGGUGUUGCUUCCCUGCCUUGAGGGCACCGCCAGCCCUCUCCUUAAACCACCCUGGACACCUCCCAGCCUUGAGAGGUUGGUAUGCAGCUCCACCAUUCUGCCUCCACUCUCCUUUGGUGCCCAUCGGCCAGUGGGUCUCCUGCUAAACUUUAGGAAUGUGUUUGCCCACUGCCUUGCACUCUUCACAGAGGUUUCCUGGAGCCCUGGACCAGCUCUUCCUCCUCUGUCCUUUUCUCUUAUUGCCUUCUGAGGGGACACAGCUGGAGCCGAGGCCUGGCAGAAGCAGCCUUUGUGUUAGAAGCCACUCUUCCAGAACUUGGGCAGGGAUCAGCUGCUCUCCUUCAGCAUCCUCCAAGUGCUUCGCCUCUUUAAGAUGCCCCACUGGGGACGGAGCGUGAUGCUUUUGUGGUAGGUGGGAUUGCAUGCCCUCCUGUGUUUUAAGCGGCUAAGUCCUUGGCUCCCACCAAAGCUUCUGCCCAUUUGCCAGCUGGGCCUCAGCAGGGUUCUGAGCUCCUCCGGCUGCUUAGUGGCUGCCACUUUGCUUGUGUGGGGUCUAGUUUGGGAUUAGCUGAAGCGGCAACCUUUCUCGCACAGAGAUGGGCACAGCUCCAUUCUUGUGAGUGUUCGUCUCUGAACCCUUUUAUGACCCCACAGCAGCUACACUUGACUCACAAGUGGACUUUAACUCAUAGGUCCCCUUGCUAAGUGAAAGGAGGAAUGGCUAGCAGUUGAAGGCAGGACAUAUAUCGGGAGGGAGGGAAGUCUAGGCAGAGGGGAAGUGCAGCAGCGGACAUCAGGGGAGUUAGGGGAAGGGCAGCCCUAUGGGUCAUUCACUUGUAAUGCGAGGGUGUGGAUUCUAGACCAGCCUUCCUCCAGAGGUUGGGACUACAACUCCCAUCACCGCCUGGCCCUGUGCCUGCCCUCUCUGGGGACUAAUCCAACACAUCUGGGGGGUACUAACUGGAGGAAGGCUGUACUUGAUCAUUCCUUGGGCGAAUGGAAACUGUUGGAAAUUUCUUCUCUCCAUUGUCAUCUGCUUUUGUUGGCAGAAAAGCCAACAUUUCUUGCUUAAUGAAAGAGGCUGCCUUGGCGAAGAUUGGGGAGGCAGGGAUGGGUUCCUUUGCUUUUCUUUUGUACAAAUGUAACAUUGUCUUCACGGACUGACUGACUCUGUAAUUUAGAACCGAUCUUUUUCAGCUCUUUGCUACUAAACUAAAUAAAGGGGAUGGAUCACG
This is a messenger RNA of Sceloporus undulatus (fence lizard), 7608 nucleotides long. It is a transcript of the gene PTPN23, whose product is annotated as protein tyrosine phosphatase non-receptor type 23. Gene Ontology annotation, cellular component: endosome. The record is from RefSeq and is a predicted model, not a curated record. Lineage: Eukaryota; Metazoa; Chordata; Lepidosauria; Squamata; Phrynosomatidae. Gene Ontology annotation, molecular function: protein binding; protein tyrosine phosphatase activity. Gene Ontology annotation, biological process: early endosome to late endosome transport; protein transport to vacuole involved in ubiquitin-dependent protein catabolic process via the multivesicular body sorting pathway; endocytic recycling. The transcript has 25 exons. Bases 103 to 5772 code for a protein of 1889 amino acids.